AACUGCGUGCUGCGUCCCUGGCAGUGCACGCCCAGCGUCGCUCUCUUAGGCUACCGGUGCGUACUGAGCUCUUCGGCGGUCAAGGCGCCCUGGAGGAGGCGGAGGUGGAGGCGGCAGCACCGCCGCCUGAGGUGCAGGAUGACGAGGAGGAUGAAGAGGAGGCCCUCCCGCACUCCGAGGCGGUGGACGUGUUCCAGGAAGGUCUAGCCAUGGUGGUGCAAGACCCACUCCUCUGCGAUCUACCGAUCCAGGUUACUUUGGAAGAGGUUAACUCCCAAAUAGCCCUGGAAUAUGGCCAGGCAAUGACAGUCCGAGUGUGCAAGAUGGAUGGGGAAGUCAUGCCUGUGGUUGUAGUACAGAACGCCACAGUCCUAGAUCUGAAGAAGGCCAUCCAGAGAUACGUGCAGCUCAGGCAGGAGCGUGAAGGGGGCAUUCAGCACAUCAGCUGGUCCUAUGUGUGGAGGACGUACCACCUAACUUCUGCAGGAGAAAAGCUCACAGAAGACAGGAAGAAGCUCCGAGAUUAUGGCAUCCGGAAUCGGGAUGAGGUGUCCUUCAUCAAAAAACUAAGGCAAAAAUGAACCUCCAAGCAGGACAACUGGGUGCUGGUAGCCGGGCCUCUCCCCAGCAGGAGGAAGCCUUGGGUCACUGUCCCCUAUCCACAGAAGAGGUAGACUCACCAGCUGCACACAGCUGGAACUGCCAGAGUGAACUCCGGGCCCUCGGGAGUAGGACCAGGUGAUCCCGUGCUCAAGACCUGAACUUGACCCCUCCCUAACCCAAACACCAUAAUUUCACGGUGGAUCCCACAGGAGUGUGGGCAUGGCCUCGUGUACAGAAUAAAUCUCUCUGCCACUUAGAAAAGUCAAAAAGCCACAGUACCAGGGUACGGGAGCCCAGCACAGCCCCCAUCUCGGGGGAGGCAGGGGGCAGAGAAUGGUGCAGGUGAGUCCUAAAGGCCUAAGACACCACGCCAACCUGUGGCUGUGAUCUCUACAGCAGGCAGGAAAUAAAGCAGGCAAC
Phyllostomus discolor (pale spear-nosed bat) is the source of this 1023-nucleotide messenger RNA. It is a transcript of the gene SNRNP25, whose product is annotated as small nuclear ribonucleoprotein U11/U12 subunit 25. Bases 210 to 581 code for a protein of 123 amino acids. Gene Ontology annotation, cellular component: U12-type spliceosomal complex. Gene Ontology annotation, biological process: mRNA splicing, via spliceosome. Lineage: Eukaryota; Metazoa; Chordata; Mammalia; Chiroptera; Phyllostomidae. The transcript has 5 exons. The record is from RefSeq and is a predicted model, not a curated record.